Mustela erminea (ermine) is the source of this 5447-nucleotide messenger RNA. It is a transcript of the gene WDR27, whose product is annotated as WD repeat domain 27. The transcript is spliced from 25 exons. Lineage: Eukaryota; Metazoa; Chordata; Mammalia; Carnivora; Mustelidae. The record is from RefSeq and is a predicted model, not a curated record. The coding region runs from base 2149 to 5058 and encodes 969 amino acids. Gene Ontology annotation, molecular function: protein binding.
CCGAAGGCAGAGGCUUUAACCCACUGAGCCACCUUGGCGCCCCAAUGGGGAGAUUUUUAAACAUUUUUUAAACAGUUAUAAUUUUUGAUAUAUUCUUACACGUUUCAUACAAUAUUUUAUGUUUGGGGGCAGCACUUGGAGGAGCCACACUGUCAUUUCACUGCGUCCGUCAGGGUCCCUCCCCUCAUCACCAGCUACAUGCUGGCCCCAGUGCUGGGCACUGGUUCCUUUAAAAUGGUCAAAGCUACAAAGCAAAUUGUGGUACCCUUAAAAUAUUUAGCUAUUUUUUUUUAUAUGAAACUGCUUUCCAUGUCUUGGCAGUUUGCAAGAGUGAUAAGUAAAACCAAGUUUAUGAAUUGGAGAAGAUUGUACAUUAAAAUAUCGAGAAUGUUUUUAUUUUUUCUCACAAGCUCUCGCAGAAUUUUCAAGUCUAUGACAAUUGCGUCUCGUUUGCUUUAACAGAGACCUUUUGUUCCGUGGGAGCGCGCGAGCUCUCUCUGACGACUGACGACUUUACCGCUCAGAUCUCUCCGCUCGCCUGGUCCGUUGGCCUCACAGAAGCUGUGGUCAGGGUUUCCCGUCGGGUCUCCUGCCGGCGUGCUGGCUGCCUGCUUCUGGGGUGCUUCUCAGUAGCGUAGCUCGGGCGCACAGUCUUGUAGGUCUGCUUUGUGCUGUUCAGUCGUGACCGCUGUUCCCCGCGCUUGAAGGUGCCUGUGGCCGACUGUCAGCACCUGGGUGCUGUGUCCUGUGGGCCUAGCCCCCGUCAGGUGUCCUGGAGGCUUUCUGUGGGAAGGCCCACCCCGUCCGCGGUCCUGGAAACUCUUGGGCCCAUCUGAGCUGGCACCGUGGAGCUGCAGGAUUGCAGCCUGGUGCCCUGACCCCAGCCCCGUAUUUUGCCUCUGAAGGGGUCACUUGGGUCAGGGUGUGUGAAGGCCAAGGAGGUGUUUGUGGCACUCAGCUGAGACCUGACUUGGGAGAGGCCGGCAGGUGGACAGCUGGAGGGGAAAUCUUGAGACAGAAGAGACAUCCGAGGUGAGGAGAAACAGCUCUUUUCUUAGAGCCAGGAGCAAGCCAGCAUGGUGGGUGCGGAAUUGAGAUUUGUUGGCCUUGAGGGCCGCCGUGCCGCCGGGCCCGGGGGAGGCUGCCCUUCGGGAAAGAGGUGGUGUGGGCAGUCUGUGGUGUCCUCACCACUGUCGGGGGGUGGGGGUUUGGUUUCUAGAUUGUUUUGUAGAUUUGUGUGAUCUUUCUUUUGGGUAUUGAGGCCAAAGUCCUCUUGGAGGAGGCCAGGCCUCGGUGUAGAUUGGGUGCGAGAGAACAGGGAAGGAAGGGCUGACAUUCGCGUGGGCUCGUGUCCCUGGAAACCAGAACAUGUUUCUGCUGUGAAGAGGGGUCUGGAUGUGGAAGGGGCCGACCUGAGAGGCAUCCGCUGUCCAGGCUCCCUGAGCCAGAGCCCUGUGCCCGGAGCGGGGACCGGGCCCCUCUCCCUUCCUGUCCCUCCUGAUCCUGACGUGUCCUUUGCGCCAGACUGAAAUGUGCGUUUUCCCGAGUAGCUUCGUUCAGCAGCCUUCACCAGCCCUCCGGUUCUGACCCGAGCUGAAGUGCAAGCCUCUGUCUGCUCCGUUGCCGAGCACAGCAGGCCGUCCCCACUGGACGACGUCCCCUCUUGUAACCUCAUCCCGUCGCCGCUGGGCACUGCCACCUGGUUUUCUUCUGCCUGGAUCAGCCUUUUCCCCGUGAAGCCAGCGUGUGACGUGCAGCUGGUCCUGUGAGUCCGCUCGGCCACCAUGGUGACCAGAUGGUUAAACCCUUUGUCCGUAGCCACGUCAGCACACUCUGGGGGUGAGCUUUUCAGGCCUAGUGCCCGGAGUGAGGCGCGGCGGAGCGGGACCAGGACCACGGGAGGACAAGGGACGGCGCCUGCGAAGUCCUUACCUGCGAAGCGGGCGGGCUGAAGCGCUUGGUUAGUGUGGUCAACGGUUCAUUCGUUUGUGCUUUGAUAAGAGGGAGUCAGGGAGUCAGCGACUGUAUCACCUCAGGUAAUCGACUUAAAGGACACGAUGUUGUGUCACCGUUGAACAACCCAAGGGAGGCGGCCGGGGCCUCGGUUAACGUUGCAUUUCACGACCAGCUUGCGUGGAGAUUUGGGAAAUGAUGUCGUCUCUCGAGGUCCUUGUAGUGGUGAGCAAUGGCAGUAAUGACUUUCUGUUCACUCCUCAGUGCUGGUGCCGGGCUCGUGCGCUGAGGACCAGCCUCAUCGGCGCCUCCGGGAGGUGCAGUCGGCCCGCUUGCCGGCCGCGGGAGGCGUGUCAAGCAGGAAGAGGGGCCGCGAGUCAAGACGGGAACACGCUUUGUGUGUGGAGCACGGAGGACCCUUCGCACCAGCCUCUGACCCUCGGAGGCCACCACGAGCCGGUUACUGCCGUGGCGUUCGGAAACGCAGCGAGCCCGUGUCUCCUCUGUUCGGCCUCACGGGAUCAUGUUAUAACGUGGAGACUACAUGAGUGCAGACAAAAAGCUCUUCAAGGGCUGACUCCUCGGGGGCUGGUCGUGGGCACCCUGCUGGGAAAGGUGCUGUGUUUGAGGUUGAGCCCGGAUGACCGCGCGGCUGCCGUGUGCGCUGGAAAGAAGAUAUUUGUGCUGGAUACUGCGAGCCGGUCUACACUAGCCAAGCUGGAGGGUCACCGGGGCGCCGUGACCGCAGCCGAGUUCUGUCCGUGGCGAACACGCGUCAUCGUCUCGGUGUCUGAAGACAGGAGCUUUAAGGUUUGGGAUUAUCAUGUGGAAUCACUGAUCUACAGCUCCUCAGUGCUAACAGCCUCCCCUCUCCUGAGUCUCCUCAUCCACGCGGGGAGCCGGCAGCUGGUGACAGGAUGCGCGCAUGGCCAGCUUUGGAUCUUCAGUUUGGUUGAAGGACAUCAUUACCGUUGUGUGACACGAGUUGACCUGAAGAAGAAGAGAGAGAGUUUCUCCCGGAGGACUGAGUCCAGGCUGUGCAGCCUGCCAGAAGACAGUCCGCAUCCCAGCACCGACGGCUUGGAGGAGGGAGAGGAGGCCGAAGCAAGCCUCCCGGUCCUGGGUCUGGCGUCGUGCGAUCUGUCCGUCAUGCUCCCUGCCGGGCGUGCGGGUCAGUCUUCUGAGAAUGCCGUGUGCUUAUGGAUCGGAAGCUCCGUGGGCCUGUUCCUAUUUAACUUGGCAAGCUUUGAACUGGAAGCCGCCUUACAUUACAAGGACUUCAGGAGCCUCAGCAUUCGGGUUGCCGGGUCCUGCGCGGUGGAGAGCGGAGCGGGGGGUGACAAGGCCGUCUGCUUACUCACGUCCUUGUUUGGCCAUAAGAUCGCCUUGCUGGAAAUCCACGUGGCCGCUCUGGUGACGUCGCAGUGGAGGCACGCCGCGGGAAGGGGUCUGUCCGUGCUGCCUCGUGCCCACGUUCUGUCCACGUCUCCGCUGCGCUUCAGACCCGCUGAGGAGAGGGCGCAGCCGGCUCUGCAGGCGCCGUCUGGUUCAGCGGUGCAGCGCGCCGUUAAGGACCGGCCCCUGGUUUUCCACAGCAAAGUGAGGUCGUCUGGGUACGCGUCCACACCGCGCACAACUAUGUUCUUGCCAAAGACCAACACCAGGAGCAGCGGUGGCCGCUCUUUACCACGGAGCCACGGUCACAGUAAGGAGUACCCUUUGGAGCUUUCUCUGCCAACCAGAGUCCACAAGCAGCUUGUCCUCGCGCACGGGCCGCCCGCCGCCGCCACCUGCGUCCAGUACUCAGGAGAUGGACGGUGGCUCGCCUGCGGCUUAGCCAACCACUUGUCACUGGUCCUCCGCGCUGAUCUCGCUGGGACGCCUACUGUUUUUUCAGGUCACGACGGGCCGGUGAGCACCGUGUGCUGGAGCCAGGACAGCAGGUGGCUGCUGUCCGCUUCCCAGGACGGGACGCUGCGGCUGUGGUUGCUCCGCAGGGCAGAACACGUGUUGUGUGUGGGCAGGGACAUGUUUUCCAAGCCCGUUGGGUCUGCACAGUUUUACUACCUGGACGCUUUCAUCUUGUCGUCUUCCGGCCCCGAGCUCCAGCUCCUCAGGCACCACAUGGACGCCAGCCAGGACGAGAUCCGCAGAUACAGACGGAAGAGCUGGUGCAGACGUGUCUUCAGGCUCCGUACGACCGGCGCGACGGGCAUUACCAGUUUAUCGGCCGCGAACGACUUCUACUCCUAUCUGGUGCUUGCGGCCGGCAGGAACAGGACUCUGGAGGUUUUCGACCUCAAUGCAGCGCGCAGUGCGGCCGUGGUGGUGGGAGCCCAUUCCCGGCCUGUCCACCAGAUCUGCCAGAAUAAAGGAUCGUCAUUCACGACCCUGCAGCCGCUGCUGUAUAACCUGUUUGCCACCACAGCCGCUGGGGACGGCGUGAAGCUAUGGGACGUGAGAACCCUGAGAUGCGAGCGCUGUUUUGAGGGACAUCCAAACCACGGAUACCCCUGUGGGAUUGCCUUCAGCCCAUGCGGACGCUACGUGGCUUCUGGUGCGGACGACAGACACGUGUACAUGUAUGACGUGGGCUCGAGCACGUUUUCUCACAGACUGGCUGGACACACGGACACCGUCACUGGCGUGGCCUUCAGCCCGUCAGUCCCUCAGGCCUCUCCUGCUCCUGGAGACCAGUCACCUGUCCCGUUUCCCUCCUGCUGGCAGGCGUGUCUGUGGUCUCGCCGUGGAACCUUCUCUGACUGGCUUUUUCAUGCAGCAGCAUCCUCUCAAGACCCACCAUUCCCGUCCGCAGUCCUGGGACCUGGGCGGGCGCCCAUCCGCAGUGCCCUGUACCCCAGGCGGAGGGCGGUAAGUGCUUGCAUGACUGCGUGGCAGCUGCUGGGCACGGUGGCUGCGUGUGUGCGUUCACAGGAACUACCAGACCCUUGUCCAGAUGGCCCCUUACGUCUUACCGGGCACUGCCCCUCCCCGCUGGCUGGCGGGGCUGUCCGGGUCAGCCGGCGGGGCUGUGCCAGCCUGGCUCGGGGCCGUGCUCGCUCCGGGCGGGCUGCACGGCCUGUCGCCCGAGCCUCUUCGCCUUGAAUUCUGCCGUGUGCGGAGUGUCGUCCUCCGGCUCCCACCUCUCUCUUCCGACAGUUGUGUCUGUGCAGCUGUUCUGUACAGAAACGAAGGAGGAAAAGACGCUGGAAGCUUGAGAAUUGUAUUAAGCUUGUAGACCAAGUUGGGGAAAAGUGCCACCUUCUUGAUUUCAGCCACUUCACUUCGCGAACUUACGCGUGUGCUUGCCCACGACCCCAGCCGCCGUCACUGCCUGUGCUCUUUCUCCGUGAGAACCUCUGUCCUGAAACCGUGUCGGCUUCGGUCAUGACUCUGGUUAAUUAAUUUCCUUGUUAGUUGAUUGUGAGCUGUUUUCCAUUUUAUUAUCUUUUAUUUAUUUUAAGCUGCUGCAAAUACUUCUUGGAAGAAGAAAU